Oenanthe melanoleuca is the source of this 2078-nucleotide messenger RNA. RefSeq names its product G protein-coupled receptor 148 (gene GPR148). The transcript has a single exon. Lineage: Eukaryota; Metazoa; Chordata; Aves; Passeriformes; Muscicapidae. The coding region runs from base 586 to 1641 and encodes 351 amino acids. Gene Ontology annotation, cellular component: membrane. The record is from RefSeq and is a predicted model, not a curated record.
UAAGAUAAUUUCAUUCACCAGAGUGAUUGUGCUACAAUUUUACAACAGGAUUGAGAGCCUUUUUUAUUGAUCACUUCAAAUCAACUGUGUUGUUGCAUACAAAUUGGUGCAAAACCACCCAAUCACAUUUAUGACUCUUCUACAUCAGUACACGUGGAAUGUUGAUCUGUAUCAUCGCAUAUUUGUUUAAUCAGGCUAAUAUUUCAUCUGCCUCAUUGGAGUGAUAAUGUGAUGAGAAAAAACUCAAAUUACUGAAACUGAUCAACACAUUCACUUCUGUUCAAAGAGCUAGCUGAGGGAUUUAGUCUAUUUUAAGCCACCCAGAGAUUCAUUCUCUUUUCUAAACACUAGAUUUUGCAGAAAGAAAAUAAAACCCCUUUUUUAGGCAAAAUCAUCUUUUGGCAUCACAGAAUUCACUUGCAAGUUUGGACUUUCUGUCCUUGAGGAGAGCUGGUAGAAUUGGCUAGAGAAAUCACUUUGCUUCCAUGGGCUUUUUGCAUCCUGUGCUUCACUUGCCUUUCUAAGGAGUCAGCAUAGAAGAUCUUGCUGUCUUCAGGUGGACAUCCAUCCCAAAAUCCAGAGGAGAUGGACCUCCCUGGCUGUGGCUCAGUCAGGAGAGCGAAUGGAACUGUGACCCGCCUCAGGGAGACAGACCUCAACAGCUCCUCAGAGCUGGAUUACACCACCCUGCUCCUUCUGCUGGAGGAGUGGUCUCUCACCCCGUCAGGCACCAACAUGAAGAUGUUUAUCAUCUCUCCAGCCGUGUGCCUGGCGGCAGGUGUGCUCAUCAUCCCUACCCUCUUAUUCGUGAUCUUCUCUCGGUUUAGGAUCCGCCAGGAGACAAGGUACAUGCUGCUGGGAAACGCUCUGCUCUCUGAUCUGAUCUACCUGCUGUUCUACACGCUGCUGGCUGCUCUCAAUGCAGCCUACCUGUACCUCCCAAAGGAAGCCUGUGUCCUCCUCUUGUUUCUGCUGGCGGUGGCUUACUGCGGAGGGCUGUUCACAGCUGCUGCAAUUGUCUUGGACACCUGCAUCGCUGUUUUGUUUCCUUUGCGCUACAUUGUUAUUUUGCCUCCUUCACGAACUAAAAAAAUCAUUGUUUUACUGUGGAUGUGCUCCGGAGCUUUCCCGGGGAUUUUCUUCUUGGUGCUAUGGACUACCAACAGCUUUGUGCCCUGUGCCCUGGAAACGUGCUCAGUUCCAGUAAUGCUAAUAUUAGCUCUGAAUGGGACUGAUGUUGUGAAACUCUGUUUCUGGCUCUCUACCACAUUUAUCAUUCUCUGCCUGUCUGUAAUAUUUUGUUGCUAUGCUGUUCUGUAUUUUAAAACCAAACACUCGGGUAUAUGGGAGAGCAUCUGCUCCAGAGCCAGUGUAACAUUCUUGAUGCACAACACUGUGUUAUUUUUUUACUUCUUUCCACUCUUGGCCCUUUUUGUAGAAUCAUUCUUGUGCAUUAAUGCCAUCAGACUGCAGACAGGAAUCUUGGUCUCCCUGACGGUCUGCAACGUCCUCACAAUUCUUCCUAAAGUUUUGUUCCCUUUUCUGUACGGGCUUCGAUACAGAGAGAUCUCAGCCUCUCUCAAAUCUAUUGUCAGGAGGAAGCAGCUUCGCCUGGUGUCCCCUGCUCCACCACCAUCCUGAGGCAGCACAGAGCACAGCCACGGCACAGGAGCUGUCCUCACCUUGUUAUCGUGCAGGACUGAUGGAAAUCACCCAGCUUCUGAAGUGGAGAAGUGAUCAACCCAUGGUAAGAAGACAUGGGUUCACCACUGCCUCCUUCGUGCAGAUCUUUCAUCACAACACAGCUGAGAAUAUAGUGAAUGCUACCCUGGAUGAGGUUCAGAGCUUUGUUCUGAUGUGAAAGGCAGGACCUUCUGGAGCAGAUAUUGAAUUAAGGUCAUUUUCACCCACCUGUUGCAGAUGCCGUUCUGGAAAAAAGAAAAUUAAAAAUAGAUAAUGCAAAGCAAAGGAGUAACUGCAGGUCCAGUGAGAGCAUCACAUACAGCAGAGGAUCCUUAACCAAAUGUGCUGUGAAGACAGCCCCAUUUCUUUCACACAGUGUAUUCUUACAGGGGUAC